Messenger RNA from Pseudozyma hubeiensis SY62, 3855 nucleotides. RefSeq lists its product as hypothetical. Gene Ontology annotation, molecular function: metal ion binding; protein binding. Lineage: Eukaryota; Fungi; Basidiomycota; Ustilaginomycetes; Ustilaginales; Ustilaginaceae. The transcript has a single exon. Bases 1 to 3855 code for a protein of 1284 amino acids. The record is from RefSeq and is a predicted model, not a curated record.
AUGGUGUGCGUCGACAUGACGAUACCCGACUCCGUGACCACCGGUCACAGUCUUGGUGAUACAGCUACAGCAUCCGACCAUGACGUCUGGGCUGACCUCGCAACCUCCUCCUCCUCCACCCACCAGGACCAGGUCCGACCUCGUACCGACCAAGCCAAUGGAGGAGCAAGCGCCAGCAUGCACGCUCCCGCUCAUCUGCGGCUCAACAACGAUGCUCAGUCCGUUCACGAUGCCUCAGGUUUCCCUUCCAUCGGCUUAUCUGCUCGGCUGACCCGCGACAGCUCCUCCUUCGGUGCAAAGCCAGCUUCUGGAGCUGCGAACGCUCGCAGACCCAAGUUCGCGCCGUACGAGGCCGAGAAUUUAUGGGCAUCCUCUUCCGCCCCUUCCCAGCCUCCCAAGGUUUCGCAAAGCACGCUUUCUGCAAAAGCCUCCGUCUUCCAGCCAGCCCGUUAUGUGCAACCGCAGAGCGAGACCGACGAUGGCGCUCAUGAUUUCGUUGACCCACUCACGAGUACACACAGCUCCAACACGGUCUCACCUGAGCCUCUCCGCGCUCCCCUCGACCAUUCUGAGCCGCAUCAGUCCGGCAUGCCUCCUGAUCCAGCGGCAGAAGCUAUCGAGCAAGAAGGCGACGAAACAAUCCGACAUCAGAACGGCAUGCAGGCCGAACAUGCCCUAGAAGGAUCAGUUGCGCCCGCAGACGUCGAUGACGGGGACGACGACGACGACAAUGAUGAAGCUGCCUUUGUGUAUCCAGGAGCCGGCCAUCACAGUGAAGACCAAGCAGCGAUAUCAGGCGAGCAAGAAGAUGUCGCCGACCCUGCACCUAUCGCCACGCUGGGAGAUUCCGACAAAGAGCCACAGCAGCCUUCCACGAGCCUCGCAUCCUCCCCAUCUCAACGCAACAUAGCUGCUGCGAGCGUGCAAGAACAGCCUUCACUAGACCAUGUUACGAGCCUCGAAUACGACGCUUUGGCCCAGCUUUGCAGCCGCGGUCCGCUCUCCGACCUGCAGUCCUUCUUCCAAACAGCUCAACGAAAUGGCACCUCUAUGUUUUCGCUCGCCAACGACCCUAAUCCGGGCAAUGGUCUCGUUCCUCUACACUUUGCGGCCAAGGAAGGCAAGACCGAUAUUGCGCGCUGGCUCAUCACCGAAGCAGGCGCAAUCGUAGAGAUGGAGGAUCGCGAAGGCGAGACCGCCCUCCACAAAGCCGCCAUGGCAGGCAAGCUUUCCGUCGCCUCGCUCCUCUUGUCUCACGGCGCAGACGCCAACGCUAAAGAUGCAGAUGGCUGGACUGCACUCCACAAUGCCUGCAGCAGAGGCUAUCUCGACCUAGUGCGUCUGCUCGUUGAUCGCGGCCGUGCCCAUAUCGACAUCCAAGGUGGCAGAGGUGCGUGGACACCGCUCAUGAACGCCGCCUCCAAAGGUCACCUUCCCAUCGUACGUCAUCUCACCUCGAAAUACCAUGCCGACCCUUUUGUGCGAAAUGCUGCCGGAGAGACCGCCUUUGACGUUGCAGCCGCCACCUUCGAAGUUUACAUCUGCGAGAUUCUGGAGCGGUACGAAGCCGAACGCUGGAACGCCUCUAAAUUCGCCCCCACGGCUCUUUCUCGAGCAGGCGGUAUCAUUCCAGGACGCGGUCCGUACGAGCCGCUCGCCUUGCACACGACCGUGCCUAUCAUUCUUCACGAGAAUCAGCGACUCGACACACGUCUGCAGACGCUCGCCAUGAAUGGGGCCAAGCCGCGAUGGAGCUCCUCGAGCGCAGCCCGCGCGCACAAACCAGACAGACGUUCGCCGAGCUCCAUGCCGCCGGGACCUCUGGCGCCGAGUCGCACGCGUCAUACACCCAUGCGUCAGGACGACGUAGGUCUUCCCACGCGCUCAGUGCCGUACAAGCUGCGCCUUCGCACGCGCCUGAGUCCAGCGGCUGCACGACGACGAGGAGCGGCCAUCGCGGCGCAACGGGCAGCGUCCCAUGCGCACACCGGCCACGACGACGACAUGGCAAGCACACCUACACCCGAAUCUGUGCUGCGAGCUCGUCGCAAUGCUUCCAGCGCUGAAGCACCUUCUUCUCAAGAUGGUCAUGGUGACACCUCCCACUUCUGGCUGAGUGAAUGGCAAUUGGAUACAACCCACCCGCUCGUAGAUGUCGAACACGGCUGGCAGUACGCACAGUCCUUUGACGCGCUCGACGACAAGUGGUCGUCCCAGCCACCACCGCCGCUCGAGCGUCUGCUCGAAGGACGCGGUCUCAGUGCAUCUGUCACGAGGGCUCUCACGGGAGGAGCGGGCAUGGCCAGCGCACAGGCCGAGCAAGAGGCUUCCUCGAGCGGAUGGGUGCGCCGCAGACGAUGGAUCCGCGUGCUGCGACGUCGUCUCGACAUCGAAUUUGGUGACGAUCUGGAAGCGUGCGAGGGUGCCAGCGCUGCCGGCCUGGAGCGCUCGGCAGCCAGCGAUGGUUCUGACGCUCAUGGAGGCGUUGGCCAUGGCCUCUCCACCGCGGCCAUCAUGGCUGCGCAGGAGGCUGCCAAGCUGGAAUGCUCGCAGCUUGGUCCGGACGCCGACUACGUUAGUCGAGCCAAGGCACUUGCUGGCGCCAGCGCCGCUUCUGGCGCGACACCCGCCGAUGCAAUCGGCGCCGAUCGCGACGAGCUCGCAAGGCGUAUCGCUCGUCUAGUCAUGGCCAACACGGAGCUGCGUGCGGCGUUUGAAGACGAUGACGUCGAGCGCAGGAGCCGAGCCGAAGAGUUGCGCAAGGAGUACACACUGCAACUCGGUCAGCUGCGUGAAGCAACGGGUCUGGACGAGGAUGAGGACGAAGAUGCGGGGGACGAUGACGACGAUGAGUUCAUCUAUCCCAACUCGUACAAGGAUGAUGGCGCGUCCGUUCCCACGCGUCUGGUGAACGGCGAGACUUCAGGCACGCUCUCUCGGCCUUCGCUUGCGCAACGACAGAGCAGUGCCGCUUCGAUGCUGCGCAACAGCGUCGCACCAUCCGAGGCAGGGACGUCGCUAGCUGCAGCAAGAAGCGCCGACCUUGCGGCGAACCGUGAGUUCCGCGUGCCGACCAACGAGGCGCCUAACAAGGUGACGCUGCGCCAAGGUCCGGCGAUGCGCGAGCAGAAUUUGCAGCCGCAGUGGCAGCGCGACGAAGAGGUCAAGGACUGCCGAGGUUGCGGUCGUCACUUCACAUUCUUCCUGCGCAAGCAUCACUGUCGACGUUGUGGGCGCAUCUUUUGCGACGCAUGCUCGUCGAAGCGCGCACAGCUCAGAAUGGCCGAGAUCGUGGUGGAUCCGAGCCUUCCGGGCAUGGCAGCCUCGGAGGUGCUGGCUCCGACGCGAGUCUGCAACGGGUGCCAUGCUGAACUGCAACUACCUCCUCAGCUGCAGAACAUGAGGGGCGGCGAAGCCAUGAUGGCUGCCUCACGUGCACGGGGUGUGGGAGACACUUCUAGUCGCUCUGCUUGGGAGACGCAAUUGGACGACGGCGGACCUCGAACGACGUUGGCGCCCCCGAGCGAUGUCUCGAGCCGGGCCAGCGAGCUGACCGAGUGUCCCGUCUGCUCUACCACGCUCUCGGCGCUCGGCGGAUCCGAGGAGCAGGAGGCCCACGUGCGAAACUGUCUCGAGAACGGCGGAGGUGGGAGCAUGCAGGGUGGAAGAUACUUGGUCUACAAGCUGCCCGAAGACUCGCCCAUCGUAGGCAAGGAAUGCUCCAUCUGCAUGGAGGAGUUCGUCGCCAACAGCACGAUUGCGCGCUUGCCGUGCCUGUGCUACUUCCAUCGCGGCUGCAUCGAUUCUUGGUUCAAAAGAGGUCGCGAAUGUCCUGUCCAUGCUAGAGCUUGGUAG